AUGCCAGCCGCGCCAAAUUCACAGCGGAAUGCGGAGCUUGUGAAGAGCACAUGGGCAACCCCCUCGCGGCUCCCGCCGUCAGGUCAGCGCCCACAGCGCAGAGCGAUAGCGGCGGCACCAUCCGCCGCCAGCAGUGAGUUCCCCUACAUCGCCCCACAGCCGUUCGACGCGUACGUAGUACUGGACUUCGAGGCUACGUGCGAGGCGGACAGGCGCAUCUCCGACGCGGAGGUGAUCGAGUUUCCAAUGGUCCUGAUCGACGCUCGCACCGCUACACCGGUCGCGGAGUUUCAGCGAUAUGUGCGGCCAGUGAAGAAUCCCGUGCUCUCGCGCUUCUGCACCGAGCUGACAGGCAUCACACAGGACAUGGUGAGUCGUUGUGACCCGUUCCCUGUGGUGUACUGCGAGGCACUGCAGUUUCUUGCCGAGGCCGGACUCGGCGAUGCGCCGCCCAUGCGCAGCUACUGCGUCGUCACAUGCGGCGACUGGGACCUGAAGACGAUGCUGCCGGCGCAGAUGCGUGUUAGUGGACAACAAGGGACUCCACUGUCGUUUCAGCGGUGGUGCAACCUGAAGAAGCGCAUGUCGCAGCUGGGCUUCGGCAACGGGAGCGGGUGCGGCGGCGGCGCCGCGCCGCCACUUGGACCGUCUGGGAUGCCUGACAUGUUGCAGAUGCUCGGCCUCCCGCUGCAGGGGCGUCAGCAUAGUGGCAUUGACGACUGCCGCAACCUUGCCGCGGCUCUGUGCACACUUCUGAGGCGCGGCCUCGUCAUUGACGUCACUUUUUCCACUGCCCCCUUUCGGCGCUGGCACGCGCCGACGGAGGCGCAGCUUCCUGCCUUGGACGCACUGCCGAGCACGUUGGCCGACGGCGCGGCGCAGCACUCAAGAGAUGUGCCUCCACCGCCGCGGUCGCAUGCUCGGACAGAGGGUGACGCACGACAACCGAAGCAGCAGCAGCAGCAGCCACCGGCGCCAGCGGAGAAGGGGCGUUCGGCAUAUCGACGCGCAUCCUCAGUCGACUUCAUUUUGCCAACCCUUGUACUUGACACACAUCGCGAUGCCGUGCAGGAGCUUCUCUCCGACACGAGCCCCGCCGACGCUCCUUCGCGAGUGUUCGACGAAGAGGAACUCAAGACGGUGUCUAAGUUCAUGUCUACCCUACUCCGGCACAAGGCGAUCCAGUGGCGGGUGCCUAUCACCUCCAACGGCUACGUGCUGCUCGACGACAUCCUACGUCAGCCACCGAUGAGGAAGCAGCAAGUCUCAGUGCAGGAUGUCGCCAGGAUCGUGUGCGACUCCGACAAGCAGCGCUACCGGUUAGCGUAUGGUGCGGCAGACGGCCGUCUCUACAUUGCUGCCGUGCAAGGGCACAGCAUCGAUGGUGUUGAGCCGCUGCUGCGAGCGCUGACGAGCGUGGAGGAGGUGCCGGUAGCUGUCCACGGCACCUACUGGGAGGCCUGGAAGGCGAUCCAGCGAUGCGGCUACCUGAGCACCAUGAAUAGGCAGCACAUCCACUUCGCCAAGGGGCUCAUGAACGACGAGCAGGUGGUAAGCGGCAUGCGCGCGAACGUGCAGCUCUUCAUCUACCUGGAUGUCGCGGCAGUGCUCGCGGAUGGCGUGGCACUCUACGAGAGCUCCAACGGCGUCAUUCUCACUCCCGGUAUAGGCCACACACGGCAGCUGCCUCUCAAGUACGUGGCCAAGGUGGUGGACCGAAGCGAUGGCCGCACGAUCUACCCUGCGUGA
Messenger RNA from Leishmania major strain Friedlin, 1749 nucleotides. Its product is annotated as putative phosphotransferase. The coding region runs from base 1 to 1749 and encodes 582 amino acids. The record is from RefSeq and is a predicted model, not a curated record. The transcript has a single exon. Gene Ontology annotation, biological process: exonucleolytic trimming to generate mature 3'-end of 5.8S rRNA from tricistronic rRNA transcript (SSU-rRNA, 5.8S rRNA, LSU-rRNA). Gene Ontology annotation, molecular function: nucleic acid binding; 3'-5'-RNA exonuclease activity; transferase activity. NCBI's taxonomy places the organism in Eukaryota, Euglenozoa, Kinetoplastea, Trypanosomatida, Trypanosomatidae.